CAGCUGUCUGGUAGGUUAUGGGUAGUUCAGCAAGUGUAAAAUUAUGAAAGUAACAUGUUUGAUUUCUCAACAGGUGAUGUGGUACCAGUCUCCUUGCCAAAUUGGAUAGAAGAAGAGUGCGCCCCGUAGCUUUCGCAUCGAAUGCCGCAGAAAUGGCAAACGACGAUGAAGAGUCAACUUGUUGUUGUUGUGAACACCGCUACAGUCCGUGUGUGCUGUGGUCGUCGUUUUGCAGCUGGUUUGUACGUCGGCUGGAGAUCUUUUUCGGUUGUUUUGGCGAAGGAAUUGCCAAGUAUCCUCUUUUUGUUAUCCCAGUAUGCCUCGUUUUCGUCAGCAUUUGUUCCGUGGGAUUUGUUUGGCUUAACGUGGAAAUUAGAACGGUGAAACUGUUUAUUCCUCAAGACAGCCAGGCUGUCUUAGACUUGGACCUAGCCGAGGAGUAUUUUAGACUUAAGGUUCGCGAGGAAAUCGUACUUUUAGUGAGCGCGCCUGAUUCGCGAAAUGUUCUUAAUAGAGAUUGCCUAAAACAGGCCCUACAGGCCCAUGAGGAAGUUGUGAAGUUAACAUCGUAUUCAAAACUUUGCGCAACCUUGUCUGGCGAUGUGGCUGAAUCAGCAGAAAAAUGCAUGAUGAUAAACCCCUUAGAGGUGUUUCAGUUCAAUGAAAGGGAACUGAACGUUUCAGACUCACAAAUUCAAGCUAACAUAACGAAUCCUAACCUUACUGUCAUGCGCAAUGGCCGUCCUUAUCAGUACAACUUCGGUCGGAUGUUUGGUGACGUCACUAAAGAAAGUGGUGACGUCACUGGUGCAAAGGCUCUGCAGAUGGUUUACUUUCUUCGCGAUCCGAGCAAGGAAGAGGCGAACACAGAAGUUCUUGAAUGGGAGAAAACGUUUAUUGAUAAAAUGACCUCGUUAGCGGAUACUCUAUCGUGCUUUAAAGUUUAUUAUUCGAGCGAGCGGAGUCUGGAUGAUGCCAUUUCUGAGAGUUCCGGUUCUGACAUCACUCUUGUGUCAAUCACGUUCACGCUCAUGAUAACGUUUGCUUGUGUCAUGCUGGGAAAAUUCUUAAAUCCGCUGACCGGUCAUUCUCUGCUCGCCAACGCAGGUGUUUUCGCUGUGGCUCUCGGGAUACUAGCUGGGUUUGGCUUAGCUAUGUGGUGCCGAGUGCCCUUCGUGAGUAUGGUCGGAGUACUCCCGUUCUUGAUCCUCGGUAUCGGAAUCGACGAUAUGUUCAUACUAGUGGACGAACUCGAUCGGCAGCAGAAAUCUCUUACAGUUAUUGAGACGGUUAAAGAGGUCAUGGCCCGAUCUGGUGCUACUAUUACCAUGACAACGGUAACAGAUUUGGUAGCAUUUGCAGUCAGUACUUCUACUUCCUUUCCGGCGAUUAGGUACUUCUGCGUGUACGCGGCACUAACAGUAACUUUCUCUUACUUGAUGAUUGUCACGUAUUUUGUCGCUAUUAUGUCAUACGAUGUCAGGAGAAUCAAAGCAGGUCGCCGCGACUGUUUACCAUUCUGCCGGGCACCUCCGCCAAAAGAGAACGAGUCAGCGUGGGACGAGCCUCGUCCCCAGGUUUCAAACAAGUUGAUGAACGCCUGGGCAAAGUUUUUGACCCAUCCGGCGACUAAAGUUGUGGUGAUCAUCUUUUCGCUUGCGUCUCUCGCUGCUGGAAUAUACGGAGCCACAGUGAUAGAUGAAAGUUUUGACAGACGGAUCUUAGCCAAAGAUGAUUCAUCCCUGAAGAAGUUUCUGAGUGCACAGGAACAGUACUUCAAAUCAACUAUUCCUGUCAGCAUUGUUGUAACGGGCAAUGUUGAUUAUGGAGAAAGUUCAGUCCAGGAUGACCUAAAGAACUUGGCAAACAUUGUCACCUCUAAUAAAUAUUACGAGAACACCAAUUUGUCCUGGAUCGAUACCUUUUCCAAAUACGCUCAAGCUUACAAGAAGAACAUCGAGGGGUCGAAUUUUACACGAGAGUUAAAGGAAUUCCUUAACUUUGGACAAUUUUCUUACUUUAAACAAGAUUUGAAGUUUUCUGAUGAUAACACGAUUAAAGCAUCGCGCAUUAUAGGUGUCAUGAAGGACACAACAAGAUCAACCGAUCAAAAGAAUGCUAUGCUAACCCUUCGCCAAGAUCUCUCGGACAAAUCAAAGCUGGAUGCUUUCCCAAUCGCCCGACCCUUUAUCUUCUUCGAACAAUACGCUAUAAUCUCAAGGGAGACCUUGACGAAUCUUUUGAUCGCGGCCCUAGCUGUUUUGGUUGUCACGAGCCCCUUCUUGUUGGACUGCACUGUGACUAUCCUUGUGGUGUUCAAUUUUGUGGCACUGGUCCUUGAGCUGUUCGGUUUGAUGGUCCUCUGGGAUGUUUCCUUGAAUUCUGUUUCGAUGAUCAAUCUUGUUAUGGCUAUUGGUUUCGCAGUGGACUACAGCGCCCACAUAGCGCAUGCGUAUGUUAUGUCCGACAAGGAAACAGCCAAUGAACGUGUCGUAGACGCUUUGAGCACACUGGGUGCAAGUGUAUUCAUGGGAGGUUUCAGCACUUUCCUUGGUAUGAUAGUCCUGGCGUUUGCGGCGUCGGAAAUUUUCCGAAUAUUCUUUCGGAUGUUCCUUGGGAUCGUCUUGUUCGGUCUUCUCCACGGUUUGUGCAUUCUUCCUGUCUAUCUGUCUCUCUUCUGUUGGAGGCCAGCUGUUACCAGGCCACUCGGGACGCGUGUGAGCGUGGAGAGCUUACCGGAGGAAGUCGCCCCCGAAAACGAGGCUGUUGACGGGGAGAGCUGCGGCAAAGGGGUGGCGGAAGGACUUAACAGAAGCAGAGAUUUGGGAAGUGCGUCUUCCAACGAAGGUUUCGAGCUCACCGAGCAAGAAAAGGUACUGGAUGGCAAGGUUGACGAGCAACAACCGCUCAAAGCAAACGACGAAAGUGGGAAAGAGGGAACAGAUGAAGCAGGGAAGCAUGGCAGCGAAAGUACAGAGACUGGAGAGUCGUCAGCGCAUGUGCAAGUAGAGAGGGAUCCAAGUGCAGAGCAAGAUCCCGUUACAGAGGUGCAGGAGAGCAAGAAAGACACAUCUGAGACAUUUUUGAGCGAGGAAAUCAUGUCUGAGGCUGUUGACGGGGAGAGCUGCGGCAAAGGGGUGGCGGAAGGACCUAACAGAAGCAGAGAUUUGGGAAGUGCGUCUUCCAACGAAGGUUUCGAGCUCACCGAGCAAGAAAAGGUACUGGAUGGCAAGGUUGACGAGCAACAACCGCUUAAAGCAAACGACGAAAGUGGGAAAGAGGGAACAGGUGAAGCAGGGAAGCAUGGCAGCGAAAGUACAGAGACUGGAGAGUCGUCAGCGCAUGUGCAAGUAGAGAGGGAUCCAAGUGCAGAGCAAGAUUCCGUUACAGAGGUGCAGGAGAGCAAGAAAGACACAUCUGAUACUUUUUUGAGCGAGGAAACCAUGUCUGAAACUUCCACAAAGUUCUAAGGUUAUUUGUUUAUGGAGUAUUUUUAGAAAAAUGGAAAGUGCUCGCUUCCUAGUGAUUUUUAUCUCGUGAUGAUCGCGUAGAGAAUUUGCUGUAAAUUCGUGAGGAGUUUAUUUUUAUAACAAACACUCAGUAAGGUGUUCAUUGUGGCUCUUCCUUUUAUUUGGCUGAUCAGAAAUCACGUUAAUCACGGGUUUAAAGGCCAGUAAAUCAGUUGAAAUUGAAGAUCAGUUGUCAAGUUUACAAGUUGUAACAGUCGUUAUAAAUAUUAUAGGCUACAUCAUCGAAUUUUAAAAACGAGAUAUCCUUUGUGUAAAAGAAAAUUAGCCUAAGUGUACAUUUGUAUAAGUUUAAAUCCAAGUUCCUAUUAGGAUAGUAAAUGAAACAUUAACAUGCUUCUGCCAAUUGUUCUAAAUUUAAAUUAGCGGCAAUCGAUCUUAGAACCUUCUCUUCGGCUUUUUGUGUCGUAAAGCAUGACAAAUGGUUUUUCUUGCCGAUUCGUUCUGAUUUUUCAUUUUCAUUAAUUUCGAGCUACACUAAUUUUCAACUGGAAGGCUUAAAUACUUGAUUUUAAAACUCAUUGUCAAAUGAAUGAUCAGGCGUUCUUCGAUUCUGAGCCCUGCUUUUGCAUUGUGAUUUCACGUGAUUUAACAUAAGUUAAGUAUGUGUGUAUUUUUGUAACAUAAAAGGUACGCUUAGCAAGUUCACAGCACUAUCCUUUUUCGGGAAACAAAUAAAGAAUUUUAUUGUGA
This is a messenger RNA of Pocillopora damicornis (cauliflower coral), 4220 nucleotides long. Its product is annotated as patched domain-containing protein 3. Gene Ontology annotation, cellular component: membrane. The record is from RefSeq and is a predicted model, not a curated record. NCBI's taxonomy places the organism in Eukaryota, Metazoa, Cnidaria, Anthozoa, Scleractinia, Pocilloporidae.